Messenger RNA from Saccoglossus kowalevskii, 1020 nucleotides. Its product is annotated as galanin receptor 2a-like. NCBI's taxonomy places the organism in Eukaryota, Metazoa, Hemichordata, Enteropneusta, Harrimaniidae. Gene Ontology annotation, biological process: G protein-coupled receptor signaling pathway. The record is from RefSeq and is a predicted model, not a curated record. Gene Ontology annotation, molecular function: G protein-coupled receptor activity. Gene Ontology annotation, cellular component: membrane.
AUGUCACAAAACAACGCAACACACAACGCCACAUUUACCAUUCCGAGUUCUGAACAGUUGCCAUUGCUGAAUAUUGUAUUUGGACUGAUUGGCAUACUCGGUUUACUUGGCAACCUACUGGUCUGCGUUGUAUUUCUACGAGUAAGGCAUCUACGGACAUUGACCAACAUCCUGAUAGUCCAUCAAGCUAUCAUCGACCUCACUAGCUCGGCGAUCGCUGUGUUGGCCUAUUUGGGACCACAAUUCAACUACACUUCGAAUUCUAUUGGUGGUGAAAUUAUAUGUCGUGUUUGGAAGUCUGGCUAUUUGUUUUGGUCAACCAGUUUUGUAUCUUCGACGAACUUGGUGGUUAUCACACUUGAGCGCUACUCUGCAAUUAUACACCCGCUUCACCACACUAAUCUGUUUACCGUCAAGCGAGUAAUUGUCAUCCUUAUUACCGAAUGGCUAUGUGCUCUUGCCUUUAAGAGUUUCAACAUAUAUGUACAGUAUUUUGACCGCGGACUUUGCUUCCCGAUAAAGAUAUGGUUCAACGCAGAGUUUGGACGAUUCGUUGGCAUCACCAAUGUUAUUGCGCAAUUCAUCGUUCCAUUGCUGGUGAUGUCAGUGGCAUAUACACGGUGCAUCAUGGCCCUGAGAAAGAAGUCGGGCGCUGAUGUACAAGUGGGUGACCACGAACAGGACAGUCAAUUGAAAGCUGACAGUUCAUUGAAACGAGCCAGUAGAAAUGUUCUUAAAAUGCUUGUAAUGGUUUUUGUGGCCUUCGCAUUGUGUUGGGGGCCCAAUCAAAUCAUGUUUCUUUCAUUUUGUUUGGGUUUUAAGCUCGACUUCGGCAGUACGCUGUAUCACGCAUCCGUCAUCUCGGUAUACGUCAACUCAUCUGUUAACCCAUUCAUUUACGCACUGAAAUACAAACAGUUUCAAAACGGAGUACGUCUGAUAUUUGGCUGCAAGAAUAUAAAUGCAGUUGAAAACAGCGGGUCAACUAGAGUGAAUGGACCAUAUUCCCAACAACAGUAA